UUCUCUUUGUUGUGGUCCGAUUACGGUGGUUUCGUUCGGUAGAAAUAAACGAGCAAAAUGAUGUUGGUUCGAGCAAUAAUGGCGCUUCUUUGGAGUGUUUGGGUCCAUGCCAAUGAAAUUGAGCUCCCGGCCAAGUUUGUGACGAGUAGCUCCCACACCAAUAACUGGGCGGUGUUGGUGGACACUUCGCGGUUCUGGUUCAACUACCGGCACAUUGCGAACGUACUGUCGGUGUAUCGUUCGGUGAAGCGGCUCGGUAUACCAGACAGUCAGAUUCUGCUGAUGGUCGCCGACGAUAUGGCAUGCAACGCUCGUAACCCUCGGCCAGCCACCGUCUUCAACAAUGCCAAGCAACACAUCAAUGUUUACGGUACGGACGUGGAAGUUGACUAUCGGGGCUACGAGGUAACCGUCGAAAACUUUGUCCGCUUGCUGACGGGACGCAACGAGAACGGGACGGCUCGGUCGAAGCGCCUGCUGUCUGAUUCGGGCAGCAACGUGCUCAUCUACCUUACCGGGCACGGGGGCGACGGGUUUCUCAAGUUUCAGGAUUCGGAAGAGAUCACCAACCAAGAGCUGGCGGACGCGAUUGAGCAAAUGUGGCAAAAGCAGCGCUACAACGAGCUGUUCUUUAUGAUCGAUACCUGCCAGGCUGCGUCUAUGUACGAAAAGUUCUACUCCCCCAACAUACUGGCCGUGGCGAGCAGUUUGGUGGGUGAAGAUUCACUCUCCCAUCACAUCGAUCCAGCCAUCGGGGUGUAUAUUAUCGAUCGCUACACUUACAAUGCGCUGGAAUUCCUGGAGCGAGUCGAAUGGAACAGCAAGAAAACGAUGGGUGAUUUCCUUACCGUGUGCCCAAAGCGGGCCUGCAUCUCGACUGUAGGCGUGCGAAAAGAUCUCUACCCGAAGGAUCCUUUCAAAGUACCCAUUACGGACUUUUUUGGUUCGGUGCGUCCGACCGAGAUAUCUUCGGAUGUAGUCAAUGUUACAUUAUCUACCAUUCCGGAAGAAGUAUUAAUUCAGCAAAAGUCCAUCAGCGAACCGCAGGCCCUUCUGUUCUACGAGCAGUUUCCCAGCAAGCUGUUCCCACGUUCCUAGUCGUGCAAGACGCAAC
This is a messenger RNA of Anopheles cruzii, 1114 nucleotides long. RefSeq names its product putative GPI-anchor transamidase (gene PIG-K). The transcript is spliced from 4 exons. The record is from RefSeq and is a predicted model, not a curated record. Lineage: Eukaryota; Metazoa; Arthropoda; Insecta; Diptera; Culicidae. Gene Ontology annotation, cellular component: GPI-anchor transamidase complex. Gene Ontology annotation, biological process: proteolysis; protein localization to cell surface; attachment of GPI anchor to protein. Gene Ontology annotation, molecular function: GPI-anchor transamidase activity. Bases 58 to 1098 code for a protein of 346 amino acids.